Centropristis striata (black sea bass) is the source of this 918-nucleotide messenger RNA. RefSeq names its product inverted formin 2 (gene inf2). Gene Ontology annotation, molecular function: actin binding; small GTPase binding. NCBI's taxonomy places the organism in Eukaryota, Metazoa, Chordata, Actinopteri, Perciformes, Serranidae. The coding region runs from base 208 to 918 and encodes 236 amino acids. The transcript has 5 exons. Gene Ontology annotation, biological process: actin cytoskeleton organization. The record is from RefSeq and is a predicted model, not a curated record.
GUAACGAUUUAAAAAGCGGUGCCAUCCGCAUACCACGCAGGGUCUGACCUGCCAGCCAGUGCCCACAUUUCCAGGCGCCCAUGUGUCAUUUUAUUUUGGCAGAAAUAAAGGUUGUCCGGAUGCCUGCAAAGCGCUGCCCCAUCUGAGACACAGCAGAGGACGCGGUGCUUCAAGUGUCUUCAUAUUCAUGGAAUAAAAGCAGCCAUCAUGUUGGGGAAGUCAGAUGGGAAAAAGAAGUGGGCGGCAGUCAGGGGUCGUCUGGGCUCCUCGCAGGACUCAGACACCCAGCAGGAGGCCAACCUGGAGAGUGCUGAUGCAGAGCUGUGCAUCAGACUGCUGCAGGUUCCCACUGUCGUCAACUAUUCAGGGCUAAAGCGGCGCCUGGAGGGCAGCGACCAGACAUGGAUGGUCCAGUUCCUGGAGCUGAGUGGCUUGGAUCUCCUCCUGGAGGCCCUGGACCGGCUCUCGGGGCGGGGAUGCUCUCGCAUUGCAGACGCCCUCCUGCAGCUCACCUGCGUCAGCUGCGUCCGAGCAGUUAUGAACUCCUCUACGGGGAUCCACUUCAUUAUCGAGAACGAGGGAUACAUUCGGAAGCUCUCCCAAGCUUUGGACACUUCCAACACGAUGGUGAAGAAGCAGGUGUUUGAGCUGCUUGCUGCCCUCAGCGUGUUCUCUGCAGACGGUCACCGCCUUGCACUGGAUGCUCUGGAUCACUACAAGGCAAUGAAGACGCAGCAGUAUCGCUUCAGUGUAAUCAUGAACGAGCUGCAGGCCACAGAUAACAUCCCGUACAUGGUUACACUCCUCAGUGUCAUCAACGCCAUCAUUUUCGGGACAGACGACCUCAGGCAGAGAGAUAAGAUGAGAAAGCAGUUUAUUGGGCUCCAGUUACUUGAUAUUCUGCCCAAGUUAAGGUGA